AUGACAACAAACAUUGGACCCGUCACAGAGCUUGUGCGGAUUCCCCUGGCGGUCUCCUUCGAGUCAUUCCUCACCACCUUCACCUCACAACUUGAGCCAGUGCUCCUCGAACAAGAUGGCAUUCUCUCAAUUUUGACCGGCAUGAUGGUUUCCACAGAUGAGCUGAGGGGGGCAUACGCAGUGUCCAUAACGCAAUGGGAGAGCAUGGAGGCACACGCCGCUUUUCUCGACAGUGCAGCAGCCAAGCCCUUUUUCGAGACGUUGGAGCCGCUGGCCGAAGGACCGCCGGCAAUUGAACACUACCACUUGGGACGUCUGACUAGUGCAGCGCUUCAGUCCCGUUUUGCGCAUGUAUCUCUAUUCGACUCGCGCGCCCGCCUAUCAUCUCAGCGUAAGGCGCUUGAGCGACAUAUUCAAUCACAAGAUGGCUUGAAGCGGACUGGGGUGUCAGGUAGCUGCAUAGAGGUGAAAGAGCAGAGUGCAUUGGUUCUGUUCAGUGAAGGAAAUGAUUUCGAGACAGCCGAGCUUGUCGAUGGCGUGGUGGUCUCAUUCGUGGUGCGUUUGGAACGGGCGCAGCAGAAAGCCAUGAACCCGAAAGGCACUUCCGCAAAUUUGUAG
Diaporthe amygdali is the source of this 618-nucleotide messenger RNA. RefSeq lists its product as uncharacterized. The record is from RefSeq and is a predicted model, not a curated record. The transcript has a single exon. The coding region runs from base 1 to 618 and encodes 205 amino acids. NCBI's taxonomy places the organism in Eukaryota, Fungi, Ascomycota, Sordariomycetes, Diaporthales, Diaporthaceae.